Messenger RNA from Saprolegnia parasitica CBS 223.65, 767 nucleotides. RefSeq lists its product as hypothetical. Gene Ontology annotation, cellular component: cytoplasm. Gene Ontology annotation, molecular function: zinc ion binding; ubiquitin protein ligase activity; phosphatidylinositol binding. NCBI's taxonomy places the organism in Eukaryota, Oomycota, Saprolegniomycetes, Saprolegniales, Saprolegniaceae. The transcript has a single exon. Gene Ontology annotation, biological process: ubiquitin-dependent protein catabolic process. Bases 51 to 767 code for a protein of 238 amino acids. The record is from RefSeq and is a predicted model, not a curated record.
CGAUAUCGAAGAAGCGGCCUCCCAAGUGCACACUGUUGAAUUGGCCUCCCAUGGCGACGACCUUGACGCUCCACCCGCUCGCGUGGACGUACGGCUGCUUGGACGGAAGCGUCGGGUACGAGCGUCGGGUACCUCGGCCACUGGUCAUGGCCCGCGACGCGUACUUGGCGCCAACCGCGUGUGUCCGCCGCAUCUCGUACACGGCGUUGCCCAAGUACACGCUCUACACGCUCGUUGUCGUCGACGUCACGGAGUUUUUCGUCCUCAAGAAGCGCUACUCGCAGUUUUACGCGCUCCGAAAGGCACUGCGUCGGCGCUAUGCGCGGGCGCCACCGGCCAUCCGCGCCCUUUUGCAGCCCGUACUGGACACGGCCUUUCCGCAGCGCUACCUCGGGCACGACGACGUGCUCAUUCGCCUCGAGCGGCAACGCGGGUUCCGCGAUCUCAUGGCGCCCCUGCUGCUCCUGCGCCGACGCCUCCCGGCCACGGACGGUAUCGCUGCGGUGAUCGAGGCCUUCUUUGACGACACGCCCACCCGAGACAGCGUUCACACUGCCUCUGCUGCCGGUUGCAAGGACGCCUGUGCAAUCUGCCUCGACCCACUGGACCCCAAGUGGAUCGACAACCCGUGGUAUGCUCGGGGGAUGCGCCGACUGCAGCUGCCGUGCGGCCACGAGCUCCACGAAGACUGCGUGGCUCCCUGGCUUGAGCGACAAACGACUUGCCCGCUCUGCCGCGUCCAGGCAUCGUCAGGCCGCGUGCGGUGA